AUGCGGAGUAAAAUGUUUGGUUACUUCCUGUUUUGGUUUAUCUUGGUUGUUACGCCGUCUAAUUUGUUAGCAGCGUAUGUAACAAAAAGCUUUGACUGUGGCCCCUACGGCUUCGUCUGCGAAGGAACCACUAAACUGAGGCUUUGUGAAGGAGACAAUUUAUUAGGGCCAGCAUUCAGAUGUCCAGCAAAUACCGUUUGUAACGAAGACUCAAGUGACGUCUGCGAAAAUACGAUAAAUAACAUAGAUCCAGCGAUAACUAGGACAGUUAGAUGUCAUCGAAAUGAGAGAAUUGCAGACCCAACAGUCGCUGGAUGCAAAGGAUAUAUUCUCUGUAUACCUAACAAGAACAGAUUCCAAGGUAUUAAGUUCAAAUGUUCUGGAAACACAAUAUUCAACGGCUAUACACGAACUUGCUCGUCGCCAGACAAAUACAAAUGUCCUUUGACGAAUUUAACGAAAACAACUUCAACAUUUUACCAUCAAGAUAAUCGGAGAAUGGAUACUAUAGAAAAUAUAAAUUAUGGCAACUCAGAUAUGAGUUCGCACUGGCAUAGACCUAUUGAUUGCAAGAAUUAUAAGUUCGCUGUUACUCAAGAUCAAAGUCCGGUUCGUGCGACAUAUUUUUGCCCAUCCCGUCCAGCUGGCGGUGAAUCCGCAAUUAGAUGCACAAUAUUUUCAAAUCAAUUCUGCAUUACAUUAGAAAGGGACGACAAGGAUUCUUUUAUCCAGGCAGCAGGUGCUGCUUAUCGUAAACCUCGGACGAAUACGGUCUGAAGAAAAUAAAAAGCAAUUAUUUUUUAAUUAUUUAUUAACCGCUAUAAGACUGAUGGUGCCUUUCAUGGCAGUGGAAAAAACUACAUUUAAUUACUACGACUACUUAAGUAAUAAAAUAAAUAGUAACAAA
Molecule: messenger RNA, 907 nt
Organism: Papilio polytes (common Mormon)
Lineage: Eukaryota; Metazoa; Arthropoda; Insecta; Lepidoptera; Papilionidae
Exons: 2
Coding region: 1-777 (258 amino acids)
Cellular component (GO): extracellular region
Molecular function (GO): chitin binding
Source: RefSeq, a predicted model, not a curated record